UCAACUUUACAUGGGCCACGUCUGACAACAUGCACCAUCAGUGGCUGCUGCUAGCUGCAUGCUUUUGGGUGAUAUUCAUGUUCAUGGUUGCUAGCAAGUUUAUCACACUGACUUUUAAAGACCCAGAUGGCUAUGGUGCCAAGCAAGAGCCAUUGAUACCGACAGCUGUGACAAAAGUGGAGGAGGUACAUGUGCCAGAGGAAAAACAUUGGCCUGAAGAAUUCCAGCCAACUGGAAAAGCUUUUUCUGGAAAUCUGAUCCACCAACCCCUGGUUCAUAUGGAAAGACUUGAGCUUCUCAGGAAUGUCUGCAGAGAUGCUGCAUUGAAGGAUCUCUCUCACACUGCAGUUUCCAAAUUCGUCUUGGACCGAAUAUUUGUGUGUGACAAGCACAAGAUCCUGUUCUGUCAGACACCAAAAGUGGGCAACACUCAGUGGAAAAAAGUCCUGAUGGUUUUAAAUGGAGCAUUUUCUUCCAUAGAAGAGAUCCCAGAAAACAUUGUACAUGACCAUGAGAAGAAUGGCCUUCCACGGCUGUCCUCUUUCAGUGACUCUGAGAUUAAGAAACGAUUGAAUUUAUACUUCAAGUUUUUUAUCGUUAGAGAUCCAUUUGAAAGACUCAUUUCUGCAUUUAAAGACAAGUUUGUGCACAAUCCUCGGUUUGAACCUUGGUACCGGCACGAAAUUGCUCCUGGCAUCAUCCGGAAGUACCGCAGGAAUCGCACGGAGACCAAGGGGCUGCAGUUUGAGGAUUUCGUGCGCUAUCUGGGGGACCCCAACCACCGCUGGCUGGAUGUGCAGUUUGGUGACCACAUCAUCCACUGGGUAACAUACGUGGAACUUUGUGCUCCCUGCGAGAUCACCUACAGCGUGAUCGGACACCACGAGACCCUGGAGGACGAUGCUCCCUAUAUCCUGAAAGCAGCAGGCAUAGACCACCUGGUGUCAUACCCCACGAUCCCACCAGGCAUAACAGUGUACAACAGAACAAAAGUGGAGAGGUAUUUUUCAGGAAUUAGCAAGAGAGACAUCAGACGCCUCUAUGCACGAUUCGAAGGCGAUUUCAAACUCUUUGGUUAUCCGGAGCCAGAUUUCCUGCUUAACUGACACCUGGGCUAAGCUCUGAAGAAGUGUCUCUUGGAUUAAUCUGAAUACCAGCUGCAGCACAGACAGAGCUGAGAAUGACCAUUUGUUUUCUAGCUUUUUGAUGUUGCUCCAUUUUUCAGUGAAGUAUUUGUCGUAUGAACAAGUAGGGGCUUCUAGUUGUUGUUUACUGACCAUGUUUUCAGUGAAACAUCACAUAAUCUGUUAGGAAUGAUGUCUCUGUUAUCUGAAAUACAGAACUCCACUUCUCCUCUCUUCCCUCCAGGUAAAAAAAAAAAAAAGAAAAAAGGGGAACAAAUGGGCUGUGAUCUUCCUCUUCUUCUCCCAGACAGAAUGGCAUUUUUAAGGUGUGGUGAAGUAUUUAUAACGAUGGCAGUUUCACUGUAGGUUCACUCUGACAUGUGGGUAAACAUGGUGACUCUUGCUCAUGAGAGAGUUGGGUAGUCUCCCAUGAGCUUUGCAAAUGAGAGGCCAGUACAGGACUAAAACUUGAUGAAAUGCUCAACAAAUAAAAUCAUCUAGGUUCUGUCAUGUGGCUGCUAUAAUAACAGUAAUGCUGAUCUAAUCCCAUUCUUGUUUGUCACAAAAUGAACCUAAUUAGACAGAAGCUUUAGAGAUGUUAAAAAAGGGACUGGUCCCAGAGCUCAGCUGUCUCUGUACUUAAGUGUCUGCUGUACUUACUACUGAUCUAUUGAGCUUCAUAAUUCUACUUUGGAUUCUCAAGAUACUGUUAAACUCCCGGCUGUGUAAGUUACCUGAGAACACCAGAUGCAAAUGGAGCAUAGAAGAAAUAUGAAACUACUAGGGAAACUUUAAGGAAAUUUAUUUUAAGGUAUUAAUUGUAUUUGUGGGAGCACAUACAAUAAUCACGAGAUGCUCUCACACCAUUUAACUUGUUUUUUCUUCUAACAGUUAAGAUUAAUAAA
Molecule: messenger RNA, 2029 nt
Organism: Acanthisitta chloris (rifleman)
Lineage: Eukaryota; Metazoa; Chordata; Aves; Passeriformes; Acanthisittidae
Gene: CHST10
Product: carbohydrate sulfotransferase 10
Exons: 5
Coding region: 30-1106 (358 amino acids)
Biological process (GO): proteoglycan biosynthetic process; carbohydrate biosynthetic process
Cellular component (GO): membrane
Molecular function (GO): sulfotransferase activity
Source: RefSeq, a predicted model, not a curated record